AUGACAAUCAGUCUGACUGUGGGGGGCGUUCAACGCCACUUGCAGCGGCCCAAGGAGGAGCUCCUCGAGAAACCCCUGGCCAGACUCCUCGCAAACCUCUCCGCCCCAGGGAAAGGCAAGAAACAUAAGGGCCGGAGCCAGCAGGCCACAGACCUCUCCUCGGCCCAGCCAGCCUCUGCCUCGGUGGCGGUCCUGGCAGGGCUGACGCAGCCGAGCCUGGAUGCAUCCUCUGUCACCAACGAGGCGGCCUGGGUGACGGGGCACGUUCUGCAGCUCGGGGAGGCGAGGCUGCCCAUCCUGCGGAACCCGCCCCUCAUUGCCAAGCUGGACGUGUAUGGGGACGCCUUUGUAGGUAUCCCGCUCGUCCCCGUGCCCCAGCUGCUGUUUGCGGACGAGGACGCCUGCUCCUGGGAGUGGGAGGUGCAGCGUCCGCCUGCCUCCGUCUGGACCAGGGUGGGCGGCGACCCGGCUUGCUCUGCCGGGCGCGGAGUGCAGCGGACCUACAUCCCCACCCCAGAGGAUGUGGGCGCCCUGGUCAGGGUCUGCAUCCCCCCCGCCAGGCUGGAGGCGACGGUGCCCCCACGGCUGAGGGUUGUGUCCUACAACAUCCUGGCCGACCAGUAUGCGGCCACCGAGCGAGCCAAGUCGGUGCUCUUCGGCCACUGCCCAGAAAAGUACCUGAGGCCAACGCACCGCCGGCCCCUCAUCCUGGGCCAGCUCCUGGAGUUCCAGGCCGAUAUCCUGUGCCUCCAGGAGGUGGAUGAGUCGGCCUUCCGCGGCCUGCUGGAGCCUGGCCUGCGGGAUGCGGGGUACAACGGCGUCUACACCAACAAGCUGGGCAAGGUGGCGGAGGGGGAGGCCGCUUUCUUUCGCUCCGACCGCUACGAGCUGGCCGCGCGCCGCGACGUGGACUUUCGGGCGGCCUUUCUUGCCAGGCGUGAGGCAGACGGGCCCGAAGACGCUGCGGGGUCCAUGGCCGCACGAUCCCCUCUCUCCGAGCGAUACGGCCCCGCCCUGGCGGCCUUCCUAGAGGCGCACCCCUCGCUGAGGGAGGCGCUGCAGCGCGUGGGGACGGUGGCCCAGCUGCUGCUGCUGCGCCCGCGGGAUCCCCGCCACGCGCCGCUGUGCCUCGUCAACACACACCUCUUCUUCCACAACGAUGCGCCUCACAUUCGAACCCUGCACACCUGGGCCGCCGUCAAGGAGGCGUGUGCCUUCCUGCAAGAAUCAGCCAACCUGGUGAAGGACUGCGAGCUGGAGCCCACCCUGCUCUUCUGCGGCGACAUGAACAGCGACCUGAACGACGGCAUCCCAGGUGCCCUGCAGCUGCUGGAGACUGGGCAGCUGGGCGCAGACUACUGGGACUGGGAGGCGGGGGUGGACUUUGACUGGCAUCGGACGGGGAAGAACAAGGGGAAUUCCGGCGACGAGAUCGGCGAGGAGGACGAAGGCGAGCCGAAGGGGGGUCCUGCUCCCUUACCAGAGGCAGCCGUGGUCCGGCCUGACCCUGCCGCUUGUGGCCUGGACUUGAGCCUCGCCUGGCCAAGGCCGUUGAGGCCAGCGGGCGACCUGCAGGCGCCCUUCAGCAACUACGUCUCCGGCUACCAGGGCCUCUUGGACUAUGUGUUCUUCUCGGGCGAGGCGACCAACCGCAAGUACCCCGCCACGAUGCACGGCGCCCUCAUCUCCGGCUUCGCCUGCGCCGCCAACGUCCACGCCUGCGCUCAGCGCCUAGCCCUGGGCCUAGCCACCUGCUCGCCGCCUCUGAAGGAGGAGGAGGCCGUCGGGAAGCCCGCCCCGCCUCACUCGGUGCCCGUGCCGUAUGACCCUGCCGCGCUGGAGUGCGUCGAUGUCAUGCCGACGCCCAGCGCCGCCGAGCUGGGCUCCUUCCUGCCCUCCCGCAGCCUGCCCUCCGACCACCUCCCUGUGGUCUUUGACCUCUCCUUCCUGCCCUCUCGCGCGAGGGCGAGCGGCUCUCAAGGACCGAGGGUCGACGGCGGAGCGUCGCCCGAGUCGCCGCGCUGCGUCAGCACCCAAGGACCGCCCCCCACCUCGGCCGGCGGCGUGCGCCCCGCCGCCCUGCACGCUGUGCGCGCUGCGGCCGCUGCGCUGGCCGGCGGCGGCGUCGUGGCGCUGCCCACUGACACGCUCUACGGCCUGGCCGCCAGCGCGCGCGACGAGGGCGGCGUGGCCCGCCUCUACGCCGUCAAGGGCCGGCGGCACGCCAAGCCCGUGGCGAUCGCGCUGGCCGACACGCGGGCGCUGCCGCGCUACGUGACCGCCGCCCACCUGCCGCCCGGCCUGGUGGGGGCCCUGCUCCCCGGACCUGUCACCCUGCUGCUGGAAAGGAGGGCCGACGCGCCGCUGGCGCCGGGGCUCAACCGCGGGACGGCGAGCCUGGGCGUGCGAAUCCCGGACUCGGCCUUCGUGCGGGCGGUCGCCCGACAGCUGGGCGGCGCGCUGGCCCUCACCUCGGCCAACGCCUCGGGGCAGACCAGCAGCGUGGCGGUGACCGAGUUUCAGCAACUCUGGCCGCAGUGCGAGGCGGUGUAUGAUGACGGGGUGCUGGGCACCGAUCGGACCGGGUCGACGGUGGUGGACCUGACGCGGCCAGGGACCUUUUCCAUCAUCCGGCGGGGGGCGGGGGUGGAGGCGGUGUGCGACACCCUGCGCGCUUUCCAGCUAGUGGAGGGAGUGGCUGACGAGUGA
Molecule: messenger RNA, 2709 nt
Organism: Auxenochlorella protothecoides
Lineage: Eukaryota; Viridiplantae; Chlorophyta; Trebouxiophyceae; Chlorellales; Chlorellaceae
Product: 2',5'-phosphodiesterase 12
Exons: 10
Coding region: 1-2709 (902 amino acids)
Biological process (GO): regulation of translational fidelity
Cellular component (GO): cytoplasm
Molecular function (GO): oxidoreductase activity; double-stranded RNA binding; tRNA binding
Source: RefSeq, a predicted model, not a curated record